CACGGCUAGCUUGCAUACCCGUGAGUUUAUCAUCAAGCUAUUACUGACCUGUACAUUGUUUUACUUUUUUAAUUACUAGAAGAUACACAGACGAUUCUCAACUCACACCAGCCGUCUGAUUUCAAACGCUUUGCCAGAAAGUGGGAUUUGGAGUGUGGUGGAUAUAAAGGCACUCUUUAAAAUUAUAUGUAAAACGCCGGUUAAAAAAAAAAAUUCAAGAGAAUAACAAGAUUGGUUUCAGAUGUUUAGGUUAAGACUAGAUUUAACGAACUUGACGCGAAUCUUGAUAGUUUGGACGAUUAGACUUGCAAUUGUUCGCUGUCUUUCGAAGAACACGUUGUGAUAGCUUCUAGCGGGUGUGCCGUGGUGCUCUUUUGCGGGUAAAGAGUCUGGAUCACGGAGGCUAAUUGGGACUACCGGGGAAGGGGACCAGUGCGGAAGAGGGUACUUUUCAAGUCACAAUCGAACAAGGGGCGGUGGCAAUGACUUGCCAAUAGAUACAACAUAACCGCAUAAACCUGGGGCAAACUUUUUCUUCUUCUUCCUAGUGCACCGUGCAUGCAUCUAAAGCAUGUGAUAUGAGAGGCAUCCCUGCUUGUGUGUAUAGCCAUGCAUCCCUAUACACACAUACACACACAGUCGGGCUACAUUAACUUGCUACGUACGUGUGUGAACUUUUCCCCCUUCUCAUGUGCAGCAGGCGACUCAACUCAAAAGUAAAGCGCGUGUACAUAGAUCUAUCUCUACCGAGUUGAUUCGGGGAAUCAAAAUGGCGGCGGUGGAAACUAGAAGAGUUAAAAAUGGCGGCGAAGGUUCGCAUAGAAGACAAGAAAGACCAGUAACUUUCGCCGAGUUUGGAUUGGAUUUAAAACCUUACUUCACCGAAUUCAAAGACCAUGAUAGACCUUCAACCUUCGCCGAAUUCGGUGUUGACGUCGAGAGAGAUAGACCUACAGUUGAUACCUUAGUCGGACCGUACCGGAAGUUUUCAAAGCUGAAUCGUGAAGAGAAGAUUUUUUUGACCACCUGUCUACUGACCAUUUUAGCCACCCUUGGAUUGACCGCUGACCGAGUGGCCAUCGUAGAGGCGGCUUCAGAUGAUUUCACAUUCGCCAUCUUACUUCUUAUUAAUAUAUUGUUCUGUUUAUUCUACGUGGUCAAUGGAGUCCUGGGCGAGCACGCCUACGAGCUCUUCGUCUUUGCCUUCAGUAUGUCUGUCAUUUUCGUCUACUGUAUCACAAACUUCUUAGAAACAUCAGAUGAUUCGGUUGAGUUGGCUCGCCUGAUAAUCGUCUGCAUAUUCUUCCCGUUCCAAAUUGGUUACAGUAUCACUAUGGGAGUGAAAUACAAGCGAGCCAAGAAUCUUAUCUUCAGAACCGUGGGCGCCAAUCUUUACCUACAGGACCUGUGCGGGAAUAUGUACCUUUUUGUUGAUCUAUUAAAAGUUGACUUACAGCUAGAGACCAGCAUGGUCAUCCUCGUCCUCGAUGACGGGAUCAACAUAAAUGGUUUUGAGAAGAUCGUCCUAAGUCUGGGACUGCCUCUAGGAUUAAUGUGGAACAUUCUCGGCUUUCUGGCAUUACGAUUUGAAAAUAGAAUAUUGGUUGUGCUCUUUCUCGCGACGGGUUGGAUUUUACCCGCCUUCAUCACCUACAAGUUCAUCGACUUAUCGAUGCGAUGGGAGGAAUGGCCGACCAAAGCUGACAAGCUUCUGCCUACAUGUAUCAUUGUCUGUGGUAUACUGGGUCUCAUCAUCCGGGUCUUUCUGGUCGUCGUCUGUGUUCAUCUCACUAUGAACUUUGGUCAUGGACUCGGAGAGAAAGUGUAUGGUGCCAGGAAGCGAACCGACACAACGGAUAACCUGACGACCCCACCGGUUCGAAGACGGACUCGAUCACGGCGGUAUCUCCCUAGCCGGCCUUUCAGCUGGCCUCAGUUCUCUCUCAGCAGUAGCAGACAACAACCCAAACCUUUCCCUCUCGAUCGGCUGGCCGAGAGGUCCCUCAGUGGCGUCGGCUGAUGAUGUCACAAAAGUGCAUAAUAUUUUAUUUCACCUACUGAGAGUCAUAAGGGCGUUAACUCUUUAUAAAGUUUUAUUAGAUAAUGCCUUCUGACUCUCAGCAGACACUUUUUCGUGAUAUUUGAGGGAAACGAACGGUUAUCCGUCGAUUUAUUUGACAUCCGCGGAUAUCAGUAGAUUUGGUGGAUGAAAUGUCAAGCCCAUAUGACGUCCUAUAUUGUCUUUCAUUAGAGUGCCUUACGUUAAUAUUUCGCAAGAUCUAUAUAAUUUAUCAAUGAUGGAUAUUUCGGUAUACUAUAUGUCAUGUACACAUUUUGAAGUAUUUUGAGAUGAACUCAUAAAAUAUUGCUUGCUUUAUGUCAGCUUCAUGUCAAAGAAAUAAAAAGGAGUACAUACUAUGGUAGAUCCAAGGACGGUUUGAAUUGAAUAAAUGCUGAAUUCGUCCAGAGACCAGUGUGUUUACAUUUUAUCAAAGCCUAUAUCAGGGGCGGAUCAAUGAUCGUCUGAAGGGGUGGUCAAGUUUCCUAAGGAACAAAUUUAAAUUCAGAAUGUUACUGAUUAAAAUCCAAACAAAUAUGAUUCUCAUUUUUUCAAAGAAAGAAUAACAAUAAUAAAAAUGAUAGUGUACAAGAACAAAAUUUCGGGAAUCCAUGUCGCCCUCGCAAGACUCUAAAAUAUUGGGGGGGGGGGGGGGGGGAGGGGGGUGCGAGGUAAAAGUACAAAGUUAUCUUCGGUUCAUUUUCCUCCGGGAACCUCUUUUUCCUUCUCUCCACAGGUAUGAUAGCGGGCCGCAGCUAUCCCAUUCCCAUCCCCACCCCCUCCCCCUCCCCCAAUACUGUGUAGAAUUGACAACUUAUCAAACUAGCUGAAGUGACCUUACUGGUGAAAAUAUAUCUUAUUUAUGACAUUUUGUUGAUACAUCCAGUUUCGAGUUCAAAUAGACAGUUACAAUAAUUCAAUUCGAGUUAAUUUACAUUGGUUUAUAUUAUUACGGAUGAUUUACGUUGUUUUAUCAUGAUUUUCUUGCAGAUUCUUAAUUUCAUUCAUAUACUUUUUAAUAUUCGUGUAGAAAAGUUGGGAUUUUCAAUAAGAUCUUGAAUUUCAUUGGUUGUUCUCCACCUUACAUAACGUUGCUGUUAUUCGACCUUAAAUUACUACGACAAAGAACAGUAACACAAUUAAUACCAUUAUUAAUAAAAGUAAAAUCACAACAUUUAAUUUCCUUUUGCAUGAAAAGAAACAAAACACAAACCACAUAUCACAAAAUCAUGUAUUCCUUUUAUCUGUACCAACAAAAUCAGAAAACCACAUGUAUCCGUUCUAAAACAAUUUUAAUAUUUUUUUUUGGUAUUUUAUACUUUCAGAAAGUGUGUGAAUAUUUUUCCAAAUAAUCCUGUAAAUUUACUCUAAUUGUAAAAAUUUGAAUCAACUAAUGUACAUUUGGGUCCAUCUUCUAUUAAAUUGCGCCCUCUAGUCU
Messenger RNA from Strongylocentrotus purpuratus (purple sea urchin), 3497 nucleotides. RefSeq lists its product as uncharacterized. NCBI's taxonomy places the organism in Eukaryota, Metazoa, Echinodermata, Echinoidea, Camarodonta, Strongylocentrotidae. The record is from RefSeq and is a predicted model, not a curated record. Bases 770 to 2020 code for a protein of 416 amino acids. The transcript is spliced from 8 exons.